AGUUCAGAGGUAACACAACAAACUACAUAUUCCAACGUUUUUCCUUUUCCCUAUUUUCACUUUUUUUUUCCCACCAUUUUCUCGGCAACCAAACGCCCCAAAACGGGUUCCGCUUCCGCUCCAAAAUUAAUCAAUUUCCAUUAUCUUAUUUUUCAAUUCGCGCUAGGAAUUCGUUUUCUCUGAUCGGGAUCCGGAAGGGAACGAAUCGACAUGGGGUUCUUGGUGACGACGCUGAUCUUCGUUGUGAUCGGAAUCAUCGCGUGCCUCUGCACCAGAAUUUGCUGCAACAGAGGACCUUCUACCAAUCUAUUUCACUUAACUUUGGUAAUUACUGCAACAAUUUGCUGCUGGAUGAUGUGGGCGAUUGUAUAUCUGGCACAGAUGAAACCACUCAUUGUACCUAUACUGAAUGAGGGAGAGUAAGCCCCUGGACAGAUGUAGCUCCGUGUAAGUUAGAGAAAAUGGAUCACAGAUUGGCUGCUGGAUAGAAUUUGAUUUUGGCUACAAUGAAUUUGUUCAGUAUUUUUUCAAGGUGGAACUGGACUGUAUGUAUUUCUUGUUGGAUAAUGGCAUUUCAGUUGGCAUUUCCAUUGCUACCUGACAUUUGCCGUGUUACGAAUGUUGUAUUUAACACUCAUUCUGUCAUUCAUUUAAGAUAUCCGUGGAUAAUGGUAUCAAAUAUGUAUUUUGGUGAAAAAUAAGUUGAUGAAAGAGUAGUAUGUUUUUUUGGUGAAUAAAAGAGUAGUACGUUUUGUCUAA
Messenger RNA from Cajanus cajan (pigeon pea), 759 nucleotides. RefSeq names its product V-type proton ATPase subunit e1. Gene Ontology annotation, cellular component: proton-transporting V-type ATPase, V0 domain. Gene Ontology annotation, biological process: proton transmembrane transport. The record is from RefSeq and is a predicted model, not a curated record. Lineage: Eukaryota; Viridiplantae; Streptophyta; Magnoliopsida; Fabales; Fabaceae. Gene Ontology annotation, molecular function: proton-transporting ATPase activity, rotational mechanism.